Messenger RNA from Paramuricea clavata, 4325 nucleotides. The record is from the annotation of a GenBank genome assembly. Lineage: Eukaryota; Metazoa; Cnidaria; Anthozoa; Malacalcyonacea; Plexauridae.
AUGGCUGAGAAUGAUUUGGAAGGAGAAACGAGCGAUAUUGACGACAAUGAACAGCGAGGAGAGAGCGAAAUCGAGGGGGAAGCGGCCGAGGAGAUAGCGAAAGAAUGCCCGGAGCAACUGAUCAGUCGAAGACCAUCCAAGAAAACAAAGACGAAAAAACGACGAAAAAGGUUAGCUGGUACUGGUUUUUUUUGUCAAAGACAAAAAUAGUCGCAUGUUAAUUAAUGAAAUGUGCCUUUUAAAUAGCUUAAUUACCCGUUAAUAAAUCUUAUUUUAUAUAAUAAGAUUGUAUUUUGAUCUUUCCAAUUAUGGAGGUUUGAUGUAUGUUAUUGUAUUUAUUGCAGAUGGCUUGGUAUAAAUUUAUCAAAUUGUAAAUAUGAAAGCGGUAAGAGUUUGUGGGGAUUAAAAUAUUAAAUAUUUGAUUUAUAGUUAUGAAAUUUUGUGAAGGUCGUUAUUGUUUUCAUAGCCUCAUAGGCCUCAUUCACACGCAAUUUAGAGCAUAAGCAAGCAUUAUUAACCCAUUAAGCUGCAGAGCUUCCCCAUUGAGGACAAAAUCACAGAAUAGAUACAGGACCAGAAGUGUCACUCAGACGAUAUUUUGUCCGAAAUUUUACGAGUGCUGACGUGAAAAUACGCCAUCAUAUGACGCCAUCCUGGAGUGCACACAGAAGUUUUUCAUAGGAAAACAUAGGUACAAAGUGCCGGGUGCACUCCAGGAUGGCGUCAUAGCACGUAAAAAAAUUUCGGACGUUUUCCUUCAGCCAAAACAAAUAGGAGUGACACUUCUGGUCCGGUAUCUAUUCUGUGACAAAAUCAUCUGGCGUUAGGCAAGUAAAAAAAAUAAGUAGGGUGCACUGGGGCACAUUGUGGCUCAAUGGGUUAACUAGAGACAUUGUCAGAUUUUUUGGUUAACUUAUUAAGCUGCAGAAAUGGGUUAACAAAAUGAAUAUUUUCCUCUGGUUGACAGGGUGGUGGUGGGGGGGGGCAUUAAAACCAAUAUGAGUUCCGAACACAAUGUUGUGAGUUGUUCCCUAAAAGAUCCACACUACACAGAGGAAAUUUCCCAGUGUGGAAAGUUUGUAUCGUGUGGGUCGAGAUAUCCCCGUGCAAUUUUGAUGUUUUCUAUAUAAUUAUGUACUAUUAAAUUUUCUAAAUCCCCCUUGCGCAAUUUCCAAACUUUCCAGUCAGGCUGGGUGUAAAUCCCAAUUCCGUCCAUGGGGAAGGUGUGGAUGUUUUCUGGAAUGAAUAAAUAGCAUUUCUCCCAUUCUGUAAUGAGUUCUGAAGAAAAAACCAUAACCACAAAAAAAUAAGCAAUAUUUUAUUGUUAUUCCAUAUUGGGUUGUUCCAGAAAAGAUCCACACUCCCCACCCCCACAGAUGAGCUUGAAUCCACCUUUGAUCUUUUUCAGGUGUUAUUUGUAGAGGUGUACACCCCCUGAUAUACACCCAGGCCCCCUCCCGAUAAAAUUACUGGUUAUCCACUUCACUAAUUUAAUGCUAAUUGACUGAAUUUAUGUUUUGUAGUUCGAAGGGUGGGAAAACGUUUUGGGAUGAAAGAAGUCGGAGAAGAUGAAGACUGGUCGUUGUUUUGGACUGAUUAUUCUGUGGCGUUGGAACGAUGUAUGGACAUGAAAAGAUAUCAAGUAUGGGAAGUUUGUUUUUGAACGGAAUAUAUAGAAUAUACUGUAUUGCAAAAAAUUGAUCAAACAAAGAAAGUGUUAAAUGUGUUAAUUAUGGGGUGUUCCAUUUAUUCAUUUUCAGAAAAUCAAUCAUUUUCCAGGGAUGAUAGAAAUAUGUAGAAAAGAUUUACUAGCUAGAAAUAUGAACAGAUUAUUGAAACUUUAUCCAAAGGAUUAUCAAGUGUUUCCCAAAACAUGGGUCCUACCAGCUGAGUAAGUAUUGAAUCCACUAUAAACAUACGGUAAUUACAACUUAAUUGUUUGAAUAUAUGCUGGGCACUGUAAUUUGUCACUAUAGUCCUCUUCACAACAAAUUUUGCAAGUUCAUUUCAAUGUUUGAAUUUUGCAUCUUGUUCUAAAGGCCUUAAUUUAAGUGGCAAUAUGCCCUAGCUGAUCCUACCGACUUCACUAUUUUCACUCUGUUUAAUGCCACAUGAUUGGUCAAGAGGAGAGUGCGCUAGCUGCUGCCACUUAAUUAAUAUUAUAUCUAAUUUUUUUUAAUUCCUUAGCUACAGCGACUUUCAGGCAUUUUGCCGUCAAAAGAAGAACAAGUCAUUUAUAUGUAAACCUGAAAGUGGCUCACAAGGAAAAGGAAUUUUUGUCACUAAAAAUCCAAAGGUAGUCAUUAAGUAAAAAUGUUUUCCAUUCAUUCAAUUCAUCCAUGAUAUAUGAUCUCUUGUCAUGAUCUUAUUUUUUAACGUUAAAUUAUUUUCCAGGACAUUAAACCAGGCGAGCAUAUGAUAUGUCAACAAUACGUUUCCAAACCAUUUCUCAUUGAUGGCUUCAAGUUCGACUUGAGAAUAUAUAUCUUAAUCUCUUCCUGUGAUCCUCUGAGGAUAUUUGUGUAUAAAGAUGGCUUGGCGAGGUUUGCCACGGUACAGUACAGCGAACCAUCCAAUAGCAAUGUGGUAAGUGAUCAUCACCCAGGAAUUCCAGGGUGCGAUGUCUUCACUCUUCAGUUUAUAUGAUACUUUAUUUUCCUUCUUAUGGCACAGUUUUCAGUUGUUCAAAGUUUCUUUGAUCAAAAUACAAACAGUUUUAGUAAGCUUAGAGCCAGUUGUAUAAAAAGUAGUUAAAGUUACUAGAUACAUACAGUUUAAGUCCUGUAUCCAUUCAGUAACUGAGACCUGUAAAGCAACUUCCAGACCAAAUAAAUCUUUUAUACCUAACAUGUAGCAUUAAUGUAUUACAGGAAGACAUGUGUAUGCAUUUGACAAACUAUGCCAUCAAUAAACAUAGCAAAGAUUUUGACAGAGAUGAGGAAAGUGGUAGCAAGAGGUAAAAUGAUUUUUUUCUUCUUCAGAAGGAGAUAAACGCUUAUAUAAGCUUUGUCCCAACUAGAGUUGGCAAGCGAGAGUUUGUAUGAGAGUUUUCACAACUCUCAUGUCCAAGUUAAACUAGAACAAGAGUUGCAUGAGAGUGGAUGAGAGUUGGCAAACGAGAGUUUGCAUGACUAGUUUUCACAACUUUCAUGUCCAAGUUAAACUAGAACAAGAGUUUGCAAGCGAGAGUUUGCAAGCGAGAGUUUGCAUGAGAGUUGUCACAACUUUCAUGUCCAAGUUAAACUAGAACAAGAGUUGAUGAGAAUUUGCAAGCGAGAGUUUGCAUGAGAGUUGUCACAACUUUCAUGUCCCAGUUAAACUAGAACAAGAGUUGAUGAGAGUUGAGAAGCGAGAGUUUGCAUGACGCUUUUCGCAACUCUCAUGUCCGCGUUAAACAAGAACAAGAGUUGAUGAGAGGUGAUCACUGGAUAUUACUGUCAUCAACUCUCGUCCUUGUUUGACCAGAACUUAAGUUAUUCGAGAUAAAGGGUUUUGAUUCAUUGGGUUCUUACUAUAAUCGUUAAUUUCUUUUCGCCAGGCGCAUUACAACAGUUGAUACGUGGUUUGAAGAAAAUGGUUAUGAUAGUGCUAAGAUUUGGGCUGAUAUUGAGGUACAACAUAUAAUCAUGGCACUUGUAACCUAAUUUCCUGUAAUAAUAACUGUUUCUUUGUAACAAUAUCUUUUUCCUUGUAACAAUAUCUGUUUCCUUGUAACAAUAUUUUUACAUUCAUUCUGUUGUUUCAUUGAACAGGAUGUGAUGAUUAAAACGUUGAUCAGUGCGCACCCAAUCUUAAAACACAACUACCGCACAUGUUUUCCAAAUCAUAACAAGGGCAGUGCUUGUUUUGAGAUACUUGGCUUUGAUAUUUUACUGGAUCGUAAGCUAAAACCUUGGGUAUUAGAGGUACGUAUUAUCUUCAUAAAUGAAGUAAUAUAGAGACUAAAAGUAUGUUCACACUAGACAUGGCAAUAUAGAAAUAUAGAGGACUUUUGAAGCUGGAAAAUUAAACACGAUUUUCCCCCAAAAUCCAUGAUAUUUCUUGUAAAAUUAAGGGUUGAUGAUAAUUACAUCUGCUGGAGUACGGAAUUUUGAGUGCACGACCAUAACUUUUUUAUCUUAUUUUACAUACAAUAGGUCAACCACUCCCCAAGUUUUCACACGGACUCGAAGUUGGACAAGGAAGUGAAGGAAGGUUUAAUAUACGAUACACUAAACUUGGUGAACUUUAAUUCUUGCGACAAGAAGAAAUGUCUGGAGGAAGAUAGAAAGAAAGUUCAAGAACGAUUGUUGCAUAAACAGAAACAACCGAAAGAUGGAAAGUAA